This is a messenger RNA of Penicillium lagena, 2049 nucleotides long. RefSeq names its product CCR4-Not complex 3'-5'-exoribonuclease subunit Ccr4. The transcript has 2 exons. Bases 1 to 2049 code for a protein of 682 amino acids. Lineage: Eukaryota; Fungi; Ascomycota; Eurotiomycetes; Eurotiales; Aspergillaceae. Gene Ontology annotation, molecular function: poly(A)-specific ribonuclease activity; protein binding. Gene Ontology annotation, biological process: nuclear-transcribed mRNA poly(A) tail shortening. The record is from RefSeq and is a predicted model, not a curated record. Gene Ontology annotation, cellular component: nucleus; cytoplasm; CCR4-NOT complex.
AUGUACGGCCAGAGCCACCAGGGCCAGCAUGUCAUGAUGAAUGGUGGCCAGGCCCACCAGCGAUUUGGCAUGCAGAUGCCCAAGUUCCAGUCACAAACUCAUCACCCACACCAUGCCCAGCAACCUCAUCACCACGGCCACCAUGCCCAGGCCGCCCAUAGCCUCGCUCACCAACACAACUUCACUGGCGGAGCCCUGGCCUCCACCACGCCACACUUUACUCCCUCCCACCUGCAGAACGGUGCGCCCGGCAAUGUCGACGAGGACCUAGAUGAGUCCAUGAACGAACACUGGCAGCAACAGCUCCAGCUGGCAGCAGAAUCCCGACAGGCCAGCUCCCCUCACUACUAUGCUCGUGUCAUGGCACAGCAGUCGAAGGGCAUCCAGAUCAUACCGAACCAGACCGAGGUGCAGGAGAAUGGGGCGGAUGGACGCAAUGGCAUAGUCCCAGCCAAGUCGGCAUCCCGGCAAGGCUGGAACGCGCUCGACUUUGGCGGGCAGGGUUUGCGCGCCAUGUCCACCUCCCUGUUCAACUACGUUUUCCUGGAACGGCUCUACCUGAACCACAACAAGCUUAAAUCGCUUCCCGCCGCCGUUGGUCAGCUUCGGAAACUGAACCACCUGGACCUGUCCGGCAACGAUCUUACCGAGCUCCCGGAGGAGAUCGGCAUGCUUUCGUGCUUGAAGAAGCUUCUUCUCUUCGAUAACAACAUCCGUACUCUUCCCUACGAGAUGGGUUAUCUCUACCGACUGGAAACUCUGGGCAUCGAGGGCAACCCGCUCAAUGAAAUACUCAAGUCUCAGAUCAUGAAGGAUGGAACCAAGGCUCUGAUCAAAUAUCUGCGGGAGGAAAUGCCAGUUCAACUACCUCCCCCCGAUCGAGACUGGGUCAUCCUAGACGAGACUGCGAGCUCGAACAACAGCCCUGCGGAGAAGAUUACCGUCCUGUCCUACAACACUCUCUGCGAUUCCUCCGCUACACAAUCUCACUACGGCUACACCCCGUCCCGUGCUCUCUCCUGGGAGUACCGCCGAGAGCUGAUCCUCAGUGAAUUGCGGUCUCACAGCUCCGAUAUCGUCUGUCUUCAAGAGGUAGACCAAGGCAGCUACAAUAACUUCUUCCGGGAGCAGCUAGCAUACAAUGACUACAAGGGCGUGUACUGGCCGCGGGGACGAGCGAUGGGCAUGCAAGAGGAUGACGCCAGGACAGUGGAUGGUUGCGCUACUUUCUUCAAGGGAAGCAAGUACAUCCUGCUGGAUAAGCAACUGAUCAACUUUGGCCAAACAGCUGUGCGGCGACCCGAUGCCAAAGGUCAGGAUGACAUCUACAACCGGCUGUGGCAGAAGGACCAUAUCGCCGUUGUGAUCUUCUUGGAGAACCGGCAAACCGGCGCACGGUUCAUUGUUGUGAAUGCCCAUCUGUACUGGGAUCCCGCGUUCAAAGAUGUCAAGCUUGUCCAGACGGCCAUUUUGAUGGAGGAGAUUACGAAGCUCUCGGAUAACUACGCCAAGUGGCCUGCCUGCACGGACAAGACUGCGUUCCGUUUCUCCGAGGCGGAGAGUGGUGCAGAGAACCAGCCUCAGGUGGAACCGGCCCCAUCCAUGGAGUAUACCAGUGGUGACCAAAUCCCGCUGUUCAUGUGCGGUGACUUCAACUCGUCUCCCGGCUCCGCUGCAUACAACUUGAUUGCCAACGGACGGCUGACACAGGAUCAUCCUGAUCUCGAGAAUCGACUGUACGGCAACCUCAGCAAGGUUGGCAUGACGCAUCCUUUCAAGCUGAGGUCGGCGUAUGGUUCUAUCGGGGAGCUGAGCUUCACCAACUACACGCCGGACUUCAAGGACAUCCUCGACUACGUGUGGUUCUCAUCCAACACGCUGCACGUGUCCGCACUUCUCGGCGAAGUGGACAAGGACUAUCUUCGGCGCGUGCCGGGAUUCCCCAAUUUUCAUUUUCCUAGUGAUCAUGUCGCAUUGUUCGCGGAGUUUACUGUCAAGGGGAAAAAGGGCAAGGUUGUGGAGGCGGAUUUUGGGCCGCAACGGCACUAA